Drosophila virilis is the source of this 1442-nucleotide messenger RNA. RefSeq names its product ras-like protein 2 (gene Ras64B). Lineage: Eukaryota; Metazoa; Arthropoda; Insecta; Diptera; Drosophilidae. Gene Ontology annotation, cellular component: plasma membrane. The record is from RefSeq and is a predicted model, not a curated record. Gene Ontology annotation, molecular function: GDP binding; GTP binding; GTPase activity. Gene Ontology annotation, biological process: Ras protein signal transduction.
AGUGUAUUUCUAGUUGAAUUUUUUUCGCGGACGGUAUAACAAUAAAAUAAUAGAAAAUUAGAGAGCAAAGCGCACAAAUAUGCAAAUGCAAACGUACAAAUUGGUUGUCGUCGGUGGCGGCGGCGUUGGAAAAUCGGCCAUAACGAUACAAUUCAUACAGAGCUAUUUCGUGACAGACUAUGAUCCAACCAUCGAGGACUCCUACACAAAACAGUGUGUCAUAGACGAUGUGCCCGCCAAACUGGACAUACUGGACACAGCCGGUCAGGAGGAGUUUAGCGCUAUGCGUGAACAGUAUAUGCGUUCCGGCGAGGGUUUCCUGUUGGUGUUCUCCUUGAAUGAUCAUUCCAGCUUCGAUGAAAUACCAAAGUUUCAGCGUCAAAUCUUGCGUGUCAAGGAUCGCGAUGAGUUUCCCAUGCUGAUGGUGGGCAAUAAGUGCGAUUUGGAGCAUCAACGUCAGGUGUCGCUGGAGGAAGCGCAAAAUACGAGCAGAAACCUAUUGAUACCCUAUAUUGAGUGCAGUGCCAAGCUGCGCGUCAAUGUCGAUCAGGCGUUUCAUGAACUGGUGCGCAUUGUGCGUAAAUUUCAAAUAGCCGAACGACCCUACAUCGAGGAGGGCUACAAGAAGAAGGGCAAGAAGAAGUGCUGCCUGAUGUAAGAGCAAUUUGCGAAUCUCCACAAAAACAACAACAACAACAACAAGAUGAAUGUAACGAGUAUAACACCAAAUUUUUAAAUUAAUAAACGCGCGUCGACUGAGCUAUACAGACUUCGAUGUGCAACCAGUAAUCCAGUACCCAGUACCCAGUACCCAGUAUCCAAGAUCAAGCAACAACAACGAACCCAAACGAAGUGCAUUUUUUAUACCUGCCUACCCAGUAGAACCCAUAACCGAAUCGUAUAAGCUCGCGCCACGCCCAGCAACUAGCCAGUUAACUAACUAACGAAAAAAAAAACAAUUAAAACUCAAUAAGUCCCCGCCAGACAGCACAGACAAACAUACAUGCUUGCAUAAAUACAUAGAUACAUGGAUACACACACACAUAUACAUAUAUAUAUAUACAUAUAUUUUUGUAAUAUUAUUUGUUGAUCGAUGGCAACAAUUAAGGACAAAUGUUUUUUAUUAUUAUGGUUAGAAAUUUGUGAGAAAUUUGUAGUGUGCAAACGCCAUUUGUUUAAUAAUAUUAAUGGAAAUAAUUGAGCCAAGUUUUGAAUGUUUGUUUGUAUUUUUCGAUUAAGCCAAAAGUAAUGUGUUAUUGUAAUUUGUAUUGUUAUUUACUACUAAUAUAUAUAAAUAUAUAUAUAUUGCAUACAUGUACACGUACUAUAUAUAUAUAUACGAUUCGAUUUUGUUACGCGUAAUCAAAGAUUGUGUUGUGUUUAAUAACAAAUUGAGUGCCUCGUUCUCGUUGCAUUUAGUCAGCGCAUUGAUAACAAAAAAA